Molecule: messenger RNA, 1912 nt
Organism: Plectropomus leopardus (leopard coralgrouper)
Lineage: Eukaryota; Metazoa; Chordata; Actinopteri; Perciformes; Serranidae
Gene: nme7
Product: NME/NM23 family member 7
Biological process (GO): UTP biosynthetic process; GTP biosynthetic process; CTP biosynthetic process
Cellular component (GO): axonemal microtubule; centrosome
Molecular function (GO): ATP binding; nucleoside diphosphate kinase activity
Source: RefSeq, a predicted model, not a curated record
GUAACUAUAGAAACAAGGCUGCCCCGCGAAGGCUAAUGUUUGCUAGCUGGAAACAGUUUCGGGACACGUAGACUUCAUUAAUUUGACAGAAAAUGGAGGAUCGCUUUGCCUUCCUCGCUGAGUGGUAUGACCCGACCGCAGCUCUCCUGCGCCGCUACCAACUGUUCUACUACCCCAAAGAUAGCUCAGUGGAAAUGUUUGAUGUAAAAAAUCAGCGGAUAUUUUUGAGGAGGACCAAAUAUGGCGACCUCCAUCAGGAGGACCUUUUCGUUGGGAAUCGAGUGAAUGUGUUCUCACGGCAGCUCAAUCUGAUCGAAUACGGAGAUCAGUACACGGCAAACAAACUCGGCAGCAAAAAAGAAAGAACGCUCGCUGUGAUAAAGCCAGAUGUUGUCACCAAGAUGGGAGAUGUCCUUGAACUGAUAUACGCCUCCAACCUGAUCGUGACCAAAGCCAAAAUGACGACUCUUACAUGGAGGCAGGCGGCGGACUUUUAUGCGGAACAUCAGUCAAAGCCUUUCUUCAACAACCUGGUGCAGUUUGUGUCCUCGGGCCCCGUGGUUGCCAUGGAGCUGAUGGGUGAUGAGGCCAUGUCUAUCUGGAGGAGGCUCCUGGGACCUGCAGACCCUGCUGCGGCGCGGAGGGAGGCGCCGCAGAGCGUCCGUGCCCAGUUUGGAACAGAUGGCAUCAAAAAUGUUGGUCAUGGCUCUGACUCACUUGCUGCAGCAGCGAGAGAGCUUGAAUUUUUUUUCCCAUCCACGAUUGGCCACGGUCCCUCAAACACAGCCCUCUAUACAGACUGCACCUGCUGCAUCAUCAAACCUCACGCCAUAUCAGAAGGUCUGACCGGGAAGAUCUUGAACUCCAUAUCUGCAGCUGGAUUUGAAAUCUCAGCCCUUCAGAUGUUCAACGUGGACCGGGCAAACGCAGAAGAGUUCUAUGAAGUUUACAAAGGAGUCGUCACAGAGUAUCCUAGUAUGGUGACAGAGCUGUGCUCCGGACCCUGCAUGGUCCUCGAGAUCCACGGCGCCGACACACCGCAGACGUUCAGGGAGUUCUGCGGGCCCGCCGACCCCGAAAUUUCCCGGCACCUUCGUCCGAACACGCUGCGCGCCCUUUACGGCAAAGACAAGGUGAAAAACGCCGUCCACUGUACAGACCUCCCUGAGGACGGUGUCCUGGAGGUGCAGUAUUUCUUCAAGAUUUUGGACGGGUGACGGUGACAAGAAAACAUUACAUAUUCAAAGACUUGACAGUUGUCUCAUUUUUUUCUGUUUUAUUGUUUCAGCCUUAUGCAGAUUAAAUAAAGUGACAAGAGCAGACUCCUGACAAGUGUUUUUGAUCUUCAACAUUGAAUUAAGUAUUUCACACCGACUAAACAUCUUAUUACACGGGAUACUGCAUUGCCUCUGAUAUUCUCUAACUUUUUUGACCAGCGACUUUGGUAUUGGAUUCAUACAUUACACUUUGAAAAAAAUGUACAACUGCAUAAAUAUAAAAUUCUUCCACCAUGAAAAUGGCUAAAACAUUCAAUAGUAAGUUGCAUCACGUCACGUGAUGGCUCCAGCAAAACAGAUUUCAAGCACUGAGUUGCCACUGUUUCCAUGGAGGUGACAGUCUUCUAGGCUGGACCCACAAAGCUCUACACUAUGAAUUAAGAAUGAACAGAUGUAAGAGUAUCAAACAGAAAUGUCAUCAAACCAUAUCCUACAGCUAAAGGUGAACAACAAAGAAAAGGCGUACAAAUGUAUCCUUCCACAGUCAACUUGAACUCGGAUGAAGAAACCCACACUAAAAAAUAAAAAUUAGAUUCCAUGGAGCGCAGUCAUGAACUCAAACACGGGGCCUUAAAGGUUCAGAGUACCAUGCUAGUAUUUCAGUUAGUCAGAGCACAUUGACACACACCCCACAC